AUGGGAUGGGUGACAGGCUGUCCAGCGUUAUAUGAAGCCCAUCCGGAGUACCUCAACCUGUGUUUACACAUAUCCAGCAUCUCAUAUCCAUGGCACCAGGCAGCGUGUCCUUAUAACGGCAGUCUCGCCCUACCAUACAACAGCCUCAUACAUGACUUCAUAAUCACUUUACUAGAUGUAGGACAAACAUACUACAUUGGUCUAAGUGAGAUCCAGAAUGAUCUGCAAUGGUUAGACGGCGCGUCAUUUUCUGGGAUGUUUGAUGUCUGGGGAAAUCUGACACACAUUCCUGAUGGCUGUGCUUUCUAUUAUCAUCAGUACCAAUGGGAAUGGGACAUGUCAAACUGCAGUGUGUCGAGACCAUACGUCUGUGAAUUCUUGAUAGCAAAUAUGUCGACGAACAUAGGACUUUUUAAUGGAAUAGGGAUUGAGGGCAGAGUAGAAAUAUACCAUGACAACAGAUGGGGAACAGUAACGCAUCACAAUCCUCCCGAUUCUCUAGGAAUAGUCAUCUGUAACAUGCUGGGACUAACAUUAGUAGAUUUUAACGUGAGCUCCACAAUAUCGGAUGGCACUGGACCAAUCUGGCUUGAUGGAGUGAACUGUAGCAGUUUGCCGGCGACUGUCGAAGAGUGUGCAAAUCUAGAGAAUUUACCAUGGGGACCCAUGACUUCCCUUCAUACUGCGGAUGUAAAAGUACGAUGUGCAGUGCAAAUUAUGAGUUCCUCAUUAGCUUGCCUGGCUUCUACAACAACAACGACAACAACCAUGACGGAUUCAACGACGUACACGACAACGUCAUCGGUCACCGAAACGGUUACCAUGACGACCACGGAAAAAUUACAGCCAAGUAAAUGUAUACAGUCGACCACCGCAAAUCUACAAACACACUCGCCAUCAGGUAAAUCUUAUACGUAUUCUCUGAGUAUACAACCAUCUAGUGUUGUUUAUGGGACUGUGAAACCUUCAGUGUCCAGUAUAAAGGUAUUAGAGACACCAAAAUAUUCAAAGAGGUCUAGCGCCAUGUACUCCACUUUGACAAAGAAAGACAACAGACCAUCUGCAGUUGCCAUCGGAAGUUUCGGCGUCAUCAUACUUGUUAGUUUGAUUGUAAGUGCACUUUUUCUCGACCUAAUAACAAUUGACAAAGAACGACGAGUUUUCGAAGGUGGUGGAGAGGCGCCAAAAGGGCAUGAUAGGCAAAGGCGUUCUCCGGACGGACGAGAAUCCGUUGAUAAUGAACUAUCAACAUUUUCUGGAGCAUCUUCCAAUAUCUCCGUGAACGAGUCGGAUGAUUUGCGAGAUGCGGCAAGGAUAAAAACAAUAGAAACUGCUCAAAUACAUUCGACUACAAGAGGGUUGAAACUCGAAACGUUCGUUCUGAAGGAAGAUUUGUUGGACAUCCCUCGGACAAGCAUCCCUCCAGAUGAAGACACAGGGCACUUUGCGGCUUUUCCGAGUCGUCCUUUCAUUGGUGAUGUAAUGGACAUUCCGUCUCCAUUCCCUUAUACAGAAUCCGGCAAUGAGAUCAACUCAGAUGCAGCUAAUAUGCAAGUGCCCCGGGGUACAAAUUACAGAGAAGUUAUUCCUUGUACACCGUCAGCAGAGGAGUUGUACAAUAUUUAG
Messenger RNA from Ylistrum balloti, 1626 nucleotides. RefSeq lists its product as uncharacterized. The coding region runs from base 1 to 1626 and encodes 541 amino acids. Gene Ontology annotation, cellular component: membrane. The transcript is spliced from 6 exons. The record is from RefSeq and is a predicted model, not a curated record. NCBI's taxonomy places the organism in Eukaryota, Metazoa, Mollusca, Bivalvia, Pectinida, Pectinidae.